Molecule: messenger RNA, 1107 nt
Organism: Naegleria gruberi
Lineage: Eukaryota; Heterolobosea; Eutetramitea; Acrasida; Naegleriidae
Exons: 2
Coding region: 1-1107 (368 amino acids)
Source: RefSeq, a predicted model, not a curated record
AUGGGAAGCGCAAUCUCUCAUCAACCGACAAGUAAGGAAGAUAAGAAGAUUAAAAAGAAGGUUAAAAAGAAGAAACAAAAGGAUCUUCAAAAAUCAUUAGAAGCCUCACUUGGAAAUCUUGUUUCACCCGAGGAAAUUACUCAAUUUUUUAAUUUAUAUUCAUCUCCGAAACUAUUGGAGGAAUGUUUCUUUGAUUUUGAAACAUUAUAUGAAAAGCUAUUGGAUAAUAAUGGAGAGGUGAGAAAACUCAAAGUUAAUCUAGCUGUUAUCAAUAUUCAAAAGUGGUGUGAGAGUCGAUUAAAAACGAGACUUGUUGCCAAUGUAUUACGAGUUACAGAGAGAAAGAAAUUGGGAUUUGGUUUGGUUCAUGUUGCAAUUCUGUUGGGACAAUACAUUAUUCAUUGGUUUGAUGACGGAUUGGUUCAUCUGACUCCUAUUAAAUCCUCACAUCCAAAUCUUGCUGUUGAAGUUGGAGAGCUGGAUAUUGAAGAAAAAAAGGAUCAGGAGAAGAUUAAACAAUUAUGCUUUGUGAUUUCAGAAUAUAACACCAAGAUGGUGUAUAAUAAUAGGAAUUGUAAUUGUCAUCAUUUUGUUAGAGAUUGCAUCAGUGCAUUGGAUUUGAAUUUCUCUUCAAUAAUGAAAGGACAACUUGGAAAUUAUCUAAGGAGAAUAAGAAAUGGAAAAUUACUUACAGAAAGAGAAUUCUGUAAUCCUAUCACUCAAGAAAGAGUGCUGUUUAAUACUCACAAACAAUUAGAUGAAUAUGUGAUCGAUCUGUUAACAAAACACCCAUCUUUCAAAGAAGAGCAUCCCUAUGAUUUUGAGUUAUUGAAAGCGUUUGAUAGAGGAUUCUGGAUGGGACAUCUCAAAGACAAACAUGAAAAACUCAAACAAGCAGAAGGACUUCAUUAUACGUGGAAUGAAAUAUUUCUUCCUCUCAUCAAACAAGAAGAGAAAGAGGAAAUUGAAAAACUUCCUGAUGUUGAGGAAACUGCUGAAACUGAAACAAUUGUAUGCUCUUCUUUUGUGCAUUCCAUAAUUUUUCAUGAAAAUUAUGUCUGUCCAUUUGGAGAUCCACAUACUGUUGGAUGCUUUUUAGAUGUCUAA